GCUUGCGAAUCCCAGGUGUGCCAAGCUCGCGCCAACAAAACAAAGAUUUUUGGUGCACCAUGGGCAAGCUCUGAACAACCAAUACAUAUCAAACAUGCACUGAUAGCAUUAUAAGCAAAGAAUAUACAGAUAAGAUUAAAAUUAGAAUAAAACCAAGUGAAGGGUUCAAUUUUUCAAUUUUUAAACGUUAGUGUUGAGUUCAACUGUGUGGGGCAGUAGCCCCAGGGCCACGAUCGUGGAGCACGAGGGGGGAGCUCUGUUCGGGCGGCUGCAGGGGGCGCUGAGGGGCGGCGCCGCGGCCGCUUCGCCCUCGCGCGUCGCUACCUCUAUCAGGGGCUAUCUCGACAAGGUCGGAUCCCUGCAACUUAGAGACACAGGUUCCGAAGUCCCAUUCGAGGACGGCGAGGGUCAACGAUUAACUAAUGUCUCUGAGCGCACACUAGCAACGAAGUAACAGUUGAUAUUAUCCGAUAUGCAGUUGGCUUAUAUUUUUACUUGAAAAUAAACGAUAAUCAAAAUGGCGGAAGAAGGACCGCAAUCGAUCUGGCAGAAGAUCGACAACACCGUUAUACCUGUCGUUAAUUUGGAGGUGAGAGAAGUUAGGGAGGUACUAUGGGACAAGAUCAAAGAACCGACCUCCCAGAGAAAGAUCAUCUUAGUCAUAGUGUCUAUAGCCCUGCUCCUAGAUAACAUGUUGUACAUGGUAAUAGUACCUAUCAUACCGGACUAUUUGAGGUACAUCGGUGCAUGGGGGGAAGCAGGAUUCGAUCAUGUCGUAACUCUCGCACCAAUACAAGAAGGCAACAGAACGAUUAUACCAACUAAAAUAAUUCCCGCUUCACAUGAAGGGCAAGACUCGGCUACGGGACUACUCUUUGCAUCUAAAGCUAUAGUACAACUGAUGAUUAAUCCCUUCUCUGGUGCCUUAAUCGAUCGUAUAGGGUAUGAUAUACCUAUGAUGAUAGGACUGAUUAUUAUGUUUCUAUCAACAUCGAUCUUUGCUUGUGGAAGGAGUUACGGUAUGCUUUUCUUCGCUCGAAGCCUCCAGGGCGUUGGAUCCGCUUUUGCCGAUACAUCAGGGCUAGCUAUGAUAGCUGAUCGAUUUACAGAAGAGUCAGAGCGAUCAAAGGCUCUGGGAAUCGCAUUAGCAUUUAUAAGCUUUGGUUGUCUCGUAGCACCACCAUUUGGAGGCGCUCUGUAUCAAUUUGCCGGAAAGGAAGUGCCAUUUCUUAUUUUAGCCCUAAUUUCUUUAUUGGAUGGAUUCAUGCUUCUCUUGGUUAUGAAGCCAUUGAAAACGCAAAUAAAAGAAGCACAGCAACCAAAACCAGAUGGUACGCCUAUAUGGAAGUUACUAAUGGACCCUUACAUAGCGGUGUGUGCAGGAGCUCUCAUGAUGUCAAACGUCGCAUUGGCAUUCUUAGAACCUACAAUAUCCUUCUGGAUGGAAGAUCACCUCACAAAAGAUAAUUGGAAAAUUGGAAUGAUAUGGCUACCCGCAUUCUUUCCUCAUGUGCUUGGUGUUAUAAUAACUGUGAAAAUGGCAAAGCAAUACCCUCAACACCAGUGGUUGAUGGCUGCUGGAGGAUUGGCGCUAGAAGGACUUUGUUGUUUCAUCAUACCGUUCGCAACCUCUUACAAAAUGUUGAUGAUACCUAUUUGUGGGAUCUGCUUUGGUAUAGCGCUGAUUGACACCGCGCUUCUACCUACUCUUGGAUAUCUGGUUGAUGUCAGAUAUGUAUCUGUAUAUGGGAGUAUAUAUGCCAUCGCUGAUAUAUCUUAUUCAUUUGCUUAUGCUGUGGGACCGAUAAUCGCCGGUGAAGUGGUAGAAGCAAUCGGAUUUACUGCAUUAAAUCUAUUUAUUGCGUUCAGUAACCUUCUCUAUGCUCCCGUGCUGAUGUACUUAAGACAUAUUUACGACUUCAAGCCAUUCGAAAAUGAGGCAAAUAUCCUAAUGGCUGAUCCGCCAGAUAAAGAGUAUCAGACGUACAGCAUGCAAGAUCAAAGACCGGUAAAUGGGGAGUACAAGAAUCAUCUUGAAUACUCCAACGUGCAGGGGCAGGAUAACGUGGAGGAGUCAAAUGUGGAUAGUUCGAGGGACUACCAGCAGGGGUAUCAGAACUAUUCACAGGGAUACGAGCAGCAAGGUUACCAGCAGGAGAACUACAGUCAACCACGCCAGCUACCUGCGCAGCCGCAAGCUCCAGCCAGUAACCCUUUUAGGGGGGCGGAGGCCGCACCCGCGGGCCCUACAGCUCCGCCUGUCAAGAACCCCUUCCGGCAAGGCUUCUAGAGCCGCUUAGUGUUGUUGUGUAAAUUUCUAAUAUUACUUGUUGUAUCUUAUAGGUAACUUCGAUCACUGAGGCGCCUCCCGUUUGAGACGUUUCUUAUCUAGCUGUGCUUAAUGUUGUAGUUUCAACUGUUAGAAAUGUCACCUCAGUAGGACUGAAAGCUCUACAUUUUGUAGUUUGUUGCGUUUCAUAACUGAGAAGACAUUUAUAACAGCUAUUGUUGAUAUUGUUCUUACCUGUUAAUGCUCUAUCACAUUCUCACAAAGAUACAUCUAUUCGAUGAUAUAUUCGAGUUAGAAGUACAUGAUAUAAAAGUUUAUAUAAUCUAUACUUUAUAUUCAUUAAAUUUCUAAUCGAGAAUUACAUCACUCGUAUAAUGUUAAGAUAUUUUGUACAUAAAAAGCACGAUAUUAUAGUAAGUACAUAAAUACAAGAAUUAAAUUAGGGCCUAAACAGGUGAAAUAUCUUUACCUGAAGAUCUAUAUUUAUAUAAUGCCCUUGUAUUAUACGGAAUAUGUUUAAAUUUAUUGAAUUUACAUAUUCAAAUCAAAACUGUUAAAAGUUCAUUUGAGCAGUAUGAAGAGCUUUACAGUUUACGUAUUUGAUUAAUGCGAAUAUGAAAAAAAAAACAUUAUUUCGUACGUAAAUUCUUAAUAUAAGAACUAAAACCUGAUUAUUGAAUGCUCUCAUUCAAAGACUCUCUUAGUCCAUCUGACGUUUGAAACUUUGAACUGCGUCUACCGUGAAGCUCUCAGGCACUGAAUUCAAAUCGUCUUACUUAUACUGUGAACAUCAAAUUUUCUCAAAGUUGUACUACUUAACCGUCUCUACAAUAUUUGCCUUUUAUUAAUAAAAAGUAUCUAAUUGUUUCAGCAAUACUUAGAAUAAGGUUUAAUAUCAAUUUAUAACUGUAUAUCAAUUACUAUUAAUUAGGUAAGUUAGUGAUCAACUUGUGAUAAAAAGUUGCAACCAAGGUAACGAUACAUAUCAGAGUCUUUUGAUUCAUUUAGAAUAAUGUAUAGUAUUAGAGAUAUUUUUGAGUGUUAGACGUAGAAUCUGUUUAAGUAGAGUUAUGAUGGAGGUCUGUCAUGUCAUGACUGAGGCUGUUUUAAAUUUGAGUUUCAAAUUUGGAAUGCAAAAUUUAUAUUAUUUAUACUUGUAUAUUUGUGAAGUUCCCGAUAAGUCAAUUGGAAUGUACAGAGAGCACGCAUUAUAUUUGAGAAAUAUAUGUACAAAUAUUUAAAUUCGGCAAUUUUUUAAAGGAGAAUAUCAAUGCAAAGCCUUCGUUUAUUGAGUUGAAAUUGAUUGGAAAGAGAUAAAUUAGCCUGCGAAGUACAAUAGGAGCUGUAGUAAUGCACAAAAAACAUACGAAGCACACACAAUGUAAGUGCUCAAACACGAAAGCACAAUCAUUUCAGAAUAUAUUGUCUUUUUCAAAUCUUUGUUAAAAGUAUAUUUUUGAUGUGGUUAAUUAGGUGUUAAGGUGAGAGUCAGUUGAUGUAAGUUAAGGUCAAUUUUCGUGUCAAAUUCUCCCGAAAUUCAAUUAAUAAGUAGUCGAUGUGCUGAGAGAUGCUUAUACUAAGAUUGAGCGUGACUUUUGAUGAUGACUUUGAAGAUAUUUUAUUUUAUAGAACUGGGGGCAAACGGGCAGCAAUACCAGAGGGCUCGCGAGAGCGUUGCAAGCCUUUUAAGAAUUCCUACGUAAAAAUAAAUUAAUGUACGUUUUGAUUGUUCAGAAUUCUGGAGUUUUACAGUAGAACCAUAAAAAGUUUAAUAAAUAUUUUCAAAUUAUUAUUAGUUUAUUUAUUUAUUUAUUCAAAUUUACAUUACAUAGUACUAUAUUUACGGUAUAUGUUAAAAACCAUUUACAUCAGUAUACAACGAAGAUGAAAGUUGAAUAGUUUUAAGACCGAAGAGAUCUUUACAAAAAUAUAAUUAUAAAAUAAAUGAAACAUACAAUGAAAAGUUAUCAUCAAAAGGAACAUAUUAGCUUGAAUAUUACUGAAUUUAUUCUCUAAGAUAGUGAUUUUGUGUCUAUUUUAUCGUAGCUAUAACAUAACCAGCUAUAUCACAUACAUAUCAUUAGAUUUAAGAUAUACAAUUUUACAUAAUAAUAUAUUAUAUAUAGCAGUAACGCACAUAAU
This is a messenger RNA of Pieris rapae (cabbage white), 4432 nucleotides long. It is a transcript of the gene VAChT, whose product is annotated as vesicular acetylcholine transporter. Gene Ontology annotation, molecular function: acetylcholine transmembrane transporter activity; xenobiotic transmembrane transporter activity. The record is from RefSeq and is a predicted model, not a curated record. The transcript is spliced from 3 exons. Gene Ontology annotation, cellular component: AP-1 adaptor complex; AP-2 adaptor complex; membrane. NCBI's taxonomy places the organism in Eukaryota, Metazoa, Arthropoda, Insecta, Lepidoptera, Pieridae. Bases 518 to 2290 code for a protein of 590 amino acids. Gene Ontology annotation, biological process: xenobiotic transport; transmembrane transport; chemical synaptic transmission.